This is a messenger RNA of Misgurnus anguillicaudatus (oriental weatherfish), 1977 nucleotides long. It is a transcript of the gene grinab, whose product is annotated as glutamate receptor, ionotropic, N-methyl D-aspartate-associated protein 1b (glutamate binding). The record is from RefSeq and is a predicted model, not a curated record. Lineage: Eukaryota; Metazoa; Chordata; Actinopteri; Cypriniformes; Cobitidae. Gene Ontology annotation, cellular component: membrane; endoplasmic reticulum; Golgi apparatus. Gene Ontology annotation, biological process: negative regulation of apoptotic signaling pathway.
UGGUGCAGUAACAGUAAACGGCCGCUAGUGCGCAGCGCUGAAUGGGAAGCGCGUGUUAAACCGGAAGUGGGAUAAGAGAGAACAGAUUUUUUGUUGUGCGCAAAGAAAACUUAAGUGAGCAGAAAUGGCGAAUAACAGAGGUUACACUCGCUUUGAAAACCCAACAGAGGAUUCAGUUCCUCCUCCUCCUGUAGGGUUCGUGGUUCCUCCUCCUUAUGAUGCUUCUUUACCUCAUACAACCAUGGGUGCUGGUGUACCUGCUGGAGCUCCGUAUCCUCCACCCACUGCUUUUGGGGAUCCCAUGUACGGACAGUCUGGGCCUGGAUAUCAACAAACACCUUAUCAUCAAACAUCAUAUUCUCAAACAGGUCCUCCUUACAUGCCUGCGUCUAAUGCACCAAUGACUGAGCCGGUACAGACCGAGCCGCCACCAGAUUAUAAUGCUGAAAACUUCAACGCCUCUCAAAUGGACAACAAAGUCAUCCGCAGGCUGUUUAUUCGAAAGGUCUUUGCAGUUUUGAGUGUGCAGCUGGCAGUAACCUGUGGCAUUGUGGCCAUCUUCACCUUCGAUCGGCACGUCAAACUCUUUGUGCAGCAGCACGCCUGGACAUACUGGGUCGGGUACUUGGUGUUUCUGUGUCCGUUCUUCAUCCUCUCGUGCUGCAAGGACUUUCGCAGGAAGCAUCCGUGGAACCUCAUUGCAUUGAGUGUUUUGACUCUUGCCAUGAGCUACAUGACAGGUGUGAUAUCCAGCUUUUAUGAUACAAACAUUGUUAUUAUGGCUAUCGGGAUUACGGUGUUGGUUUGCUGUACGGUGGUGAUGUUCUCUCUUCAGACCAAGUAUGACUUUACAUCUUGCGCUGGCGUGUUGUUCGUGUGCUCCAUUGUCCUCUUCAUCUUUGGAAUCUUCUGCAUCAUAAUGUAUAACAGGAUUAUGGAUCUCAUCUACUCCUCUCUGGCUGCACUGCUCUUCACUUGUUUUUUGGCUGUUGACACACAACGUCUUCUUGGGGAUAAGCAACUGUCCAUAAGUCCUGAGGAAUACAUCUUUGCUGCACUUAACCUCUAUACGGACAUCACCCAAAUAUUUUUAUUUAUUCUGCAAAUCCUAAACAAAAUUCGUCGCUGAAUAACUGAAUUAAUUCCUAAAUCACAACUACUAUCAUUAACGGUGAUGUGUGUAAUAAUGUGAACGUAAGAAAUUCAUCCAUAGAUUGGAUUUCUGUGAAAAGACUGUGAAUCUUUCAGAACAUAUCUCUUGUUUCUUUUAGCAUUGUUUUUAUAGUUUAUGGUGACACCAGAUGCUCAUGGUUUUGGUUGUAAGGUUCAGAAGUCAGUCCCUGCCAUUACAAUAGAUGACUUAACUACCAGUCUGUCAACUAAAAGCCUGUUUACACACAAAUUACACACUUCACCUUCACACUGCAAAAAAAUUGACUUUCUUACUUAGUAUUUUUGUCUUGUUUUCAGUACAAAUAUCUAAAAAUUCUUAAAUCAAGAUGCAUUUUCUGGAUGAGCAAAAUGACCAAAGAAAAUAAGCCUAGUUUUCAGACAAGUUUUAAGUGAUUUUGGGAUUAAAACAAGCAAAAACAAUCUGCCAAUGGGGUAAGAACAGAUUUUUUCUUGAAUUAAGUGAAUUUAUUUCAAGAUUUGUUUAUUUUAUUGAAUCUUUUGCUUGAAUUAAGCAAAAUAUUUUUUAUUUUAAAACUAGACUAAUUUUCUAAAGUCUUUUUGCUUAUCAAGAAAGUACAUCUUGAUUUAAGAAUUUUUAAAUAUUUGUACUGAAAACAAGACAAAAAAAGUCAUUUUUGGUGGUGCACUUGUUGUGGUUUUUAAAUGUUUCUGCUCUGUUCUUGUCACUUGGAUGCUCUCUUGAUUUUUGGUCAAUCAACAUUUUUAUAACUUUUUUGAUUGUGUUAAUCAGAAUUAUAAUGUACAACCCCAAAUCAGAAAAAGUUGGGACACUGUAUAAAUUGU